Molecule: messenger RNA, 980 nt
Organism: Penaeus chinensis
Lineage: Eukaryota; Metazoa; Arthropoda; Malacostraca; Decapoda; Penaeidae
Exons: 4
Coding region: 158-769 (203 amino acids)
Source: RefSeq, a predicted model, not a curated record
AUCUGGCAAAGGAAGGGGAAGGGCGUGUCGCGUUUUCGUUCCGCGGUGCGUGUGUUUGACGGAUCAUAUUCCCUUCGUGAUUGACUUGAUUCGAACCAUGUAACACUGAAAUCACGCCGUAUACCUCUUCAUCUACCUCACGCUGCACACAAGGACGAUGAGGCCCUCCCAGCUGAGGCCCUUGCUAGCCACGGGCGUUGUCCUCCUGACGGCUGUCGGUCCCUCGGAGGGCUUCCUGGAGCUCGUUGUAGGCUACUUUUUCAGCAACUUCCUUUGGGGCUCUCCCUCGAAGAUCGGCACGCGCGUGAGCCAGGCCGUGCUCGAGCCCGCCCAGGGGCUGCUGCUGGGCGGCGGGACGGAGAUCGUGUCGCAGGCCCUCACCCACGACUACAUCCCGGGCAUGCGGGACUUCGUGUGGAACGCCGUGGGCACCGGGGUGUCCCAGCUGGGCUCCCUCGCCGUCAGCGCCGUCUGGUGGAUCAUCUCGUCGAUCGGCUCCGCCAUCGGCCUGACGCUAGGGUCUGUUAUCCCGACUACCGUGGCCGCCUUCAACGCCGGCAUCGCCGCCACCGCCAGCAUCAUCGCCACGGCCGUCAACGACAACCUGCUCCAGGGCGACGGGAGCCCGACGAUGCAGCUGGAGGUGGUCGGGCUGCGGUCGAGGGCGCGACGCUCCGGCAGGGCCGACGCGCCGCUGGUCCGCCUUCUCCGCGGGCCGCCGCAGCCUGGAGCCGCGUCGAGCGGACUUCCUUCGCCAGCCCUUCGAUGAGGCCGCCAGACACGACCCCUUCGGCUGCGUGCCCCUGGUCCUGUGCGCCAUCCACGCCGACCCGGAGGAGCUCGUCACCCCCAAGGAGUCCGCCUUCAGGAGGGUCUUCAGAUCCAUCUUCGCCAAGGAACCCAUUCCCAGCUGGGCUAAAAAUUAUGUCGAGGCGAGCAUCAAAGGCUCGACCAAGAACUCGACACACGCUUGCCAAGAA